AAGCUGAAUUUGAAGAUGAAGAUAAUAUAAUUUUACAAACUGUUUUAAUACAAAGGUCAAACACGAUAUUUAAACCUCUGAAUAUACUAUUUGAUCUUAUAUGUCCUCAUCCUGUAUUUUUAUCUCAAGGAAAUAAACCUCAAAUUUGUGUUGAACUUCAAUUAGCUUGGCUUACUUUAGAAGAAUGUAAAAAAAUUCAUAAAGUGUUUGAAGAUUUAGGAGGGUUAAAAAAUAUAAUUGUAGCAGUUGAUAGAACACAUAUUUUUAUGAAAAAUAUUUCAAACAAAGAUCCAGAAGUUUAUUUUACUCGAAAAAAAUGUUAUGCUAUUCAUUGUCAAGGUAUUGUAAAUGACAAAGGGAUUUUUACUAGUUUUGAUAUAGGUUGGCUUGCUUCAGUACAUAAUGCUUGA
This is a messenger RNA of Funneliformis geosporum, 410 nucleotides long. The record is from the annotation of a GenBank genome assembly. Lineage: Eukaryota; Fungi; Glomeromycota; Glomeromycetes; Glomerales; Glomeraceae.